This is a messenger RNA of Aspergillus piperis CBS 112811, 1470 nucleotides long. RefSeq names its product MCT family MFS transporter. Gene Ontology annotation, molecular function: transmembrane transporter activity. The record is from RefSeq and is a predicted model, not a curated record. The transcript has 4 exons. Gene Ontology annotation, biological process: transmembrane transport. Gene Ontology annotation, cellular component: fungal-type vacuole membrane. Bases 1 to 1470 code for a protein of 489 amino acids. Lineage: Eukaryota; Fungi; Ascomycota; Eurotiomycetes; Eurotiales; Aspergillaceae.
AUGACGCAACAACAACAACAACAGCCACCGAAUGAGGCCAUUCCGGCCAGCGAGCCCGUGGAGGAUGAUGUGAAAGAGCCCUUUCAGCUACCAGUUUCUGCUUCGGAUACCAGUGACGAUGUAGAGGCGCAGCAGAGCGAUACACCGGGCACUACGACUUCCGGAGAAAAGCCCGGAGACAAUCCAACUGCAGGUCAUACUUCGGAGAAAUCCAGUGUCAUUGUCCAGGACCACCAACCAGCAUCGACACCUGAAGGCCCUCCAGAUGGCGGACUCGCAGCCUGGAUGACGGUUUUCGGUGGAUUCUGUAGCAUGUUCGUGAGUUUUGGCUGGAAUAACUGCAUGGGGAUAUUCAUCGACUACUACCAGACUCAUCAACUGAGCGACAUGUCCACUAGCUCCAUAACAUGGAUCACAUCGCUAAUGACAUUCAUGAUGUUCUUCGGGGGCCCCUUCAUCGGCAUCCUCUUCGACAACUACGGUCCCCGCUACAUCAUCCUUGUCGGCACCAUCCUCCACGUCCUCGGCAUAAUGAUGACCUCCAUCUCCACCGAAUACUACCAAAUCCUCCUGGCCCAAGGAAUCUGCAGUCCCAUCGGCAACAGCGCCCUCUUCCACUCCGGCGUCAACUCCAUCAGCACCUGGUUCGGCCGUCGUCGCGCCCUCGCCCUGGGCAUCGCCACCAGUGGCGCCAGUCUCGGCGGCGUCAUCAUCCCCAUCAUGCUCACUCGCCUCUUCGACCUCCUCAGCUUCGGCUGGGCCAUGCGCAUCUGCGGCUUCCUGAUCCUCUUCCUCCUCAUCAUCACGAACCUCACCACCACCUCCCGUCUCGUCCACACCAGGAAACAAUACCAUAUCCGCGACUUCAUCCGUCCCCUCCGCGAACUCCCCUUCAUCCUCACCACCGCCGGAACUUUCUGCUUCUUCUGGGGCAUGUUCCUCCCCUUCUCGUUCAUCCCCUCCCAGGCUCAACGCCAUGGCAUGUCCCCUACCUUGGCUUCGUAUUUGAUUCCGGUCCUUAAUGCAGCUAGCUUUCCAGGCCGCAUCAUCCCGCCCUACCUGGCGGACGUCUUCGGACGCUUCAAUCUCAUGAUCCUAAUGACACUAGCAUCCGGGAUCCUCGUUCUGGCACUCUGGCUUCCCUCCACCGGCAACGCCCCUGCCAUUGUCUUCAGCGCCCUGUAUGGCUUCACCUCCGGCACGGUGGUGAGUCUUGCCCCCGCGCUGGUGGCCCAGAUCUCCGAGAUCAGGGAGAUUGGUGUGCGCAGCGGGACGUAUUUCUGCAUUGUGUCGUUUGCGGCGCUCACGGGCACGCCGAUUGCGGGCGCUUUGUUGCCGGAUCCCCUGGGAGGGAGUUAUACCAAGUUGUUUGUGUUUUGUGCGGUGGUUAUGCUUGCCGGGACAGGGUUUUAUUGUGCUGCGAAGGGGAGGAUUGUUGGGUGGAGGGGGUGGUGGGGGAAGAGGGUUUGA